Messenger RNA from Xyrichtys novacula (pearly razorfish), 11568 nucleotides. NCBI's taxonomy places the organism in Eukaryota, Metazoa, Chordata, Actinopteri, Labriformes, Labridae. The record is from the annotation of a GenBank genome assembly.
AACUUUCCAGUAGCACCACUGGCGGCUGCUGCACAAAGACAGACAGAAGGAAGGACAGCUAGAUGAAUAGAAAUUGAAAGAGAAUCCAAAUUUGUCUAAGUUUACAUUUGGCUUUCCUAAAUUAUUUAAAACUUUGAUAACUUAGUUCUUCAAAUUUUAUUUUUCCACUUUUCUAAAAAGGGCCUUUUGUGUGAAAAAAAAGAAAAAAAUGACGAGUCUGCUGUGCAUUACAAUAUUCGUGCUGACUGUUGCUGGCAGUGCAUACAGCCAGCCGACAAGCCCUCCCUUCUCAGUAUCAGGUAAGACAAUAUUUAUGCAAAAAAGUUAAAUAUUUAAGAGUCUGUGCAUGUUGUAUAAUUUUGUGGGUGUGUACUUUGUCAUUGUGCAUGAGGAAAAAGAUGAUGAAAUUGCUAAAAACUGGUAACAUAUCCCAGAAUCCUGUAACAACAGGUUCAUUGUAGAAAUGGGUAACAGGAUCGUCUCUGGGGUACAUCACACACAUACACAAACAUACACAGACAGUGUGACUCACCAUUGACUCACUGACCUGCUGCAUUCAGACCAGCACAGUGUAGACUCUAAAUUAUCCUGUAAUUCACUGAGGCUCACACAGUCAGCAAGACUGAAUGAGGACCACACCUCUAAUGCUACUGGUUUUACCCCUAAAACUGGGCUAGUAGGCUUGUAACUUUUUGAAUGAUGAUUUUGUUCAAGUACAAAAAAGGCAAGAAUUUCUCAUGGCAAAGUCUGGAGAUUUGAUCUUUUUUCCCUGAGAUUUAAUCUGUUGUGUUUCCUCAUUUUCCUGUUGCAGAAAAUUUAAACAAAAACGAAAACAUUCGUAUCUGAAGGCACCUGCACUCCAUCAUAAGCCUAUUAAAAUUCUGAAUCACACCUGCAUCAGCAUGAAACUCUGAGAUGCUCUGAAACCAUGCAUCUUUUUUAUUUCUGUGGUGAAAGAAAGAAAAAAAACUGGCAGGCUAGAAUGAAAACUUUCAUGUGUAAGAGUGAUAUUUAAUGUGCUUUCAGCAGCUUUGCAAGCUGACUCAGUAGACGUCGAAUUAGGGAUUUUUUAGCUUUCUUACCUCAGAGAGGGGAGAAAAUAGCUCCUGGGUGGGGAAAAUAUUCACUGUGGGUGGAGAGAGCUUCUUUUUCUUAAUCCAAACAUGAAAUUUCAUCCUAUUGGCCAGUAAAGUCACAUGUGUUUUGUGUAUACACUGUACGUAUAUAUUUAUAUGCAUGACCUCACCGUCUGGGUUACGUAAAAGCUUUGGCUCAGUUUAAUCAUUGUUCCAUACAGUGCAGAUUUAUUAGCCAUAUGAGGAGUGCAUUCUCUGUCUGAUCAUGGGGUGUUGCCUGUCCUUAUACCUACUGACUCACUCUGGCACUGGGAGUUUUUGGACAUCUGCCACAGUAACAGGCAGCCUGACAGGAACAGAGUUAAGAUUAACGACCCAAAGCCAAACAUAUAGAGUCCCAGGCUGAACAGAAGCCAAAUGACUCUGUUUUUCCCUGUGAGGUAAUAGUCUGUUAAGUGUAAUGCUUACAGUAGUUGUUGGUUACCGAGGCUUGGCCUGGUUGCUAAGGGCUGGGUGGGAAAAGGGGCUUGACUGAAAAAGAGGUUGGGGCUGGGUUUUAGAAUAUAUUUAGGCAUCUUAAAGAUAAGAUGCCAUGUUUGGCGCCAUUGCAUUUAAGUCAAUUAGCACGACUCAAAAUGUUAGCCUGGAUACCUUUUUCCCAUGUACCCUGGUAUAGAUACACACCCAUGUUGUUGUUUGCUCUCUGAUAGAAAGCAGGAAAAGAUUUCACUGGAAUUGGAGUGUAGGAGGAAGUCUGCUGUGUUUAUCCCAGCUGUGCUAGUUAAUUCUUUCUCCAUAUUGACACUGGCAAGCCAGAUGCGGCAGAAGAAGAACGCUGUGGGACAUGGAAAUGCGUGUCACCACGAGCUGCCCUGACAGAGGGUGUGGCACAUUAUGCUCAAGCUGAUUAAAACAUGCAGCUUGUGCUCUGGUUACUGGUACCGUUUUAUUGAAGAAGGAUGUGAGCCAGUACACUAACAUUUUGUUCAUUCAAUCACCUGGAGCGCAAAUUAUACCUAAGGGUUUAAGAGCAUCAUUAGGCCCAUGAGGUUCCAGAAAAUGUGGGUCAGCGAGUAGACUUGGACCGCUGUAUUGUUGUGCAUUUACAAUUCAGCGUUACAUAGAAGCAGAUGGUUCCAAUCACUUGCUAUUACAACUUUUAAAAGAAUGAGAGUGGAUUGUGCUCAGUCAUAAAAUCUCAGUAGGUCUUGGCUUCAGCUGCAGAGGGUGUCUUUUUUUAAUUGUCAUGCACAUGUGUUUCUUUUACGUAUUUGCAACACAACACAACAAAUUCAGAUAGCAACCAUUCAGACUGAUCUGACCACCCACUUUUAUGUAAAACGGCACAAUUUAGCACCACCUUUGAAUUCAGGGAGUCUUACAUAAAUAGGAUGUGGUGUGAGGUGUGACAAAGAAAAGAAAGGCUUCCUUCUCUUCCUGAAAGACUAAGUACACACAACAGGCUGUUACUUUAUGAGAGUAGUGUGCCCCACACUGUCGGGGCCACAUUCUCCUGUGGGACAUGUGUCUGCCGGUUACUGCAGGAGCAGGAAGAGAGUGUGGAAUUACUUUCAACAUGCCUGUUUCUCCGUCUGCUACCACCGUCUCACAGGCAUCAUUACCUUUAAUGUGUUCCAGAGUACGCCAUAUGUCUCAGAGUGUUUUUAAAUGCUUUCAUGUUGUGAUUUAUACAAUAUGAAGUCAAUAUGCUUACAGGAGAUGUGUGUGUUUAGUUGGCUAACUGAUUAAAUGUUCACACGCUUGCAAGCUAGGACCAGAUUUACCAGCUAGCUAAAGAAAUCUUUAAUAUUUUCAGUUUAAUGGAGUUAGGUGGGGUGCCAUUAGGUGGGGCUAACAGCUGUGGAUACAAUAUUUUGGUGCUCUACUAUCAGGAUGUAAACAGGCACAGACAAUAGAUGAUAUUUUGAUCUGGCAUUUGAACAUUCAACCAGAGCAACUUGUAACCAGCACAGGCAUGUGUGCGCUAAUCUGAAAAAUGCACAGGAGGCUGGUGUUGCUGAUGAUAAAUCAAUUUGGAAAAGUUAAUUAGCUGACUAGUAAACUCUAUGUUUACUAUUAACUGGGUGUUUUCUUACCUAAACAUUAGUCUAUCUUUGAACGAUUUUGAAACUUAUCACUUCUGGACAUACAUAAUGUUAACGCCCGUAAACCCAGCGAUAGUGUCUAUGCAUUGUGCUGUGAAAUUUCACAGUUUCUUCCUUUCAUCUUACAUUUAAAGAUCACAAACUACAUCCAUCUGUUUUUACUGUAAUCUUUGGAUGGAAAAGUACCUUCAUAAAAGGGUACAAUGUACCCCUUUAUUCUGAUUCCCUGAGAAAAUUUUAGGUGUUAAUGUUGGAUGGCACCACAUCUGGUAAGCUACCAUUGACGUCACCAUGGCCAUCACUUUUGCCAGGGUGUUUGAUGAACAGUUUAGUCAUCCUUGACCCCUUAGGUUCAAUCACACUCUAUCCAACUGCUACCCAUGCUAAGAGUUUAUGAGGCUCAGGGAGCUUGAGUCAUUCCUCAAUGACAGAACAGGCAUUGAGGAAUCGCAAAUGCUUUCGAAGACAUGAGUAACUUGAAGUUUUUAAAAGGUGUUUCUUUACUCAUAAAAUACCUGGCAUCUUGUUGACCAGUCAGUGAGGCUACUGGGUGGGACGAUUGGGUAGAAGGAGUCUCUGCCAUAUGAGAAGUACUGCAGUCUAAUAAAAGAUGGAAGAAAAAUGGCAUGAAGUUAGACCGAAGGGUAGAUUAGGUCUGUCAGCAGUGCUUCAGCUAAUUAAAUCCUUCUGAGGGAAAGCUCAAUAUUAAUGAUCUGAACAGCGCUGAACAGAGUCUAGGCAAGCACCCACUGUGAGGUUAGAAAGGCAGACUGGGACAGUUUUGGCACUGAGUUUGUUAAAAGUCAGUGGGUGCAUUUGGGUUUUGGGGGUUGGGGUUACGGGUUGAUUAGAGUGAAAUGCAGCAAACCAGGCACUGUGAUUGUUCCCUGUACUUCCUAUUUGGUUAUUAUGCAGGCAGGGCUGCUAAAGUGAGACACCCAGACACAUUACUUUGAGUCAGAAAAGAGGCUGACUAGGUUGGACAGAUUAUCCAUACUGGGUAAGGGUGGAGAAAUCAAAUCAGUAAGAUAAAUCAGUUCAGCUUCUUCUACUGACUACAGACAUUCAAGAGACUGAACCAUUACACCAAAAACAGCAUGUUGCAUAAGACUAAUAUUUGUGUCUGCAAGAGUGAUUUAUUCUCUUAUUCGUCUAAUAACUUUAUUGUCUUACAACUCCUGGGCAUUAUAUAGUUUAAACCCCUCUACGAAGUUGGCUCAUAAAGCUGUACCUGUGGGGGGGAUGGGUGUUAGGGAUCACAUCCAUCCGUCCAUCUGGUGCUUAUUAUUGCUUGGCACAGGCCACCCCUCGCUGGCCAGGGUCUUCUUAACUAAGCAAGCCCUGUGAGGUCUAAACAUGAGGGUCAAGGAGAUUGUGGGAACCCGCGGCGAGACACAAAUGACCUGCUGUUUUGAUUUAAAGGGUGGUCCGGCUUAGACAGAAAGGAUAUAAUGAAAGUGCACAGAGUAAAUACACAGAGGGGAAAAUAAUGAUGACAGCUCAACUCUGUAUAUCAUUAACAAUGCUUUAUGCUUACUUCUCCUGUUAUCCACUUGGUACCUAACAAAAAUCAGACGGAGCAGAUGACACAUAAAAACUGUAUGUUGAGGGUUAAUGCUUCGAGCUAAAGGUUUAUAAGUGCCUACGCUGAGGAGAGCAGGAAGGAGAGUGAAGGGGAAGAUUGGCUCUGGGGGCUGAAGACUGGCUAGUGUCCAACCUGUAUCUAAUAAACCAAACAAGAAACACCCAGACUCUUUGAUAGCAUCUGUGACAAAUACACUUACUGUAACUGCACAUCUGAAACACAUGUAUUAUACAGUGAACAUACCAGAACAUACUGUGGAACUAACGUGAUAAUAUAUCACAUAUAUUUAGGCCUUUUUUGAUUUGGUGUACUCAAAACUGCCUCAGUUUUAAGCAAUCUUAGAAAUCAUCACACAGAUUUAUGCACCAUUGGCUAUUAUUUUUUCACUUUAGUUCCACGGAUCACACGCCAAAUUACCACCGAACCUCAGUUAAGUUAUGUAAUGUUUUCUUUUAUUCCAGCUAAGGUUAUAGCCGAUGUAGGAGCCAAUGUUACCCUGCCCUGUCGGCUCCUGGCCCACGACUCAUCCUCCUUUGGUAUGGUUGGUAUCCGAGUUAAAUGGACCAAAGUGGCAGAUGACGAGUCCCUGAAUGAGGAUGUGCUGUUGUCCAUGGGUUUCCACAAGAAGACCUACGGAAGCUUUGAGAACCGUGUCUUUCUGCAAGAGCUUGACAAUGAAGAUGCCUCCUUGAUAAUGUACGAGGUUUCCAAAGACGACACCGGAAAAUACCGCUGCGAGAUCAUCAAUGGGAUGGAUGACACCAUGAUCGAUGUUGAACUGGAAGUUGGAGUUGUUGCCCUUGAAGGUAAAUCCUUCUCUGUACAUUUAUUAUUCAAGGCCUGGGUUGGGGAUGGGCUUCAAAGUAAGAGCUGAAAUGAAAUUGUGGAGGACAUUUGUUGCUUUCUUGUUCUAGUCAUUUUAAAUUUCCUUUCUCUGAUUUUAAUGCAUGCUGGAUUGAUCUUCUCCCUUUGCAAAGUUCUUGUCUCUAGUUAUUGAAAACAUCCAUAUUUCCUUUUUCUGUGGAGAAGAAAAACAGACAGCUUGUGCUGAUUUAUCCAAACCACUGUGAUGAUUCAGUCAUGAUUACAUUUGAACUCUGUUCAAGAUGAGUGUGCAGAAACACUCCUUUUCCGCUCCUCUGGUCCAUAUCCUCAUACACCCGUCUCACUUAUCAGAAUUUUUGAUCUCUAACCUGUCUCCUUUUUCAAAAGUGCCAAAGAAAAACGGUUACUCACAUAUUUGUUCACAAACUCUUCAAACCUUUGUUGACAACACGUUCAAUCAUUGGUGUUUGUUUGAGCACUUCCAGAGCCAAAGGGCAGCUCCCAUCCACCCAGAUUGAUCUUUUUUCACACGUGUGAAGGCUCAAUUUGGGUGGAGUGUAAAAGGAAAGCGUCAUGAACAAAAUCACCCUCUGACUCUGAUACAGUUUUCACAUCUUCAUUGCAAAUCCUGGAGAACAGUUAGUGAUUUACUGAAGUGAAACUUGAUAUAUCAACUAUCAGAGCCUUUCUGAAUAUUAAACCUUCAUCAUCAUGCACAUAUACUUCUCUUGAUUUGGACUGUAUUGAUGUGCAGACUCAGUUUUUAGUGUGAAUGAAUAUUUUACCAUCUCUUGUUGGCUCCAUAUGAAAGUAGUUUCCUAAUUUGCUUUGAUCAUAAAUGCAGCAGACUUUCAAAUCCAGUUUGCACAAGACUAUCUUUUCUUUCCAGCAGUGGGUCAGACAAGCACAAUUUAUGUAAGCAAAUUACUAAUAGGCCAUCUUUAACUAACAUAAUAUCAAAAACUCACUGAAAUAUUAAAAUAUUAUAUCCCAUUUGUGUCAUCUCUCCGGCUUUACACAGGCGUUGUGUUCCCAUACUCUCACCCUGGGGGCCGUUACAACCUGAACUACGCUGAAGCUGUCCAGACCUGCGCAGACCUAAAUGCAACUAUCGCCACCCAUGAUCAGCUCGAAGGUGCCUGGAGGGAUGGACUUGACUGGUGCAAUGCUGGCUGGCUGGCUGAUGGUAGUGUGCAGUAUCCAAUCGUCAAACCCAGAGCUCCUUGUGGUGGCACCAAAAACGGACCAGGAGUUAGAAACUACGGCAACCGCGACAAAACAAAUAGCCGCUUCGAUGUCUUCUGCUUUGCUUCUCCACUGAAUGGUGAGUGUUUCCGUAUUGAUAUCAUAAGUUUUCAUAAUUCUUUAUUAGUUUUGUGUUAGGCUUGUCCCAGUCAUCACAUUUUAGACUAAGGUUUCAGUACAUAUACGUCAAGUGGGCUAACUUGAUUUGAUAGAAUAAAUUUAACAUAUUUGCUUCUUCUCGAAUUCAUUUAUCACAAAUAUACCAUUUCACUUCUGUCAGGACGUUUCUACUGGCUGGUUCAACCCGACAGACUGACCUUUGACGAGGCUGUGCAGGCAUGCAUAGAUGAUGGUGCAGAGAUCGCCAAUGUGGGCCACAUGUACGCAGCCUGGAAGCUUGAGGGUUAUGACCGUUGCGAUGCUGGUUGGUUGGCUGAUGGAAGUGUUCGCUACCCCAUCUCCAGGCCUCGCAAGAACUGCAGCCCCACAGAAGCUGCAGUGCGCUUCCAUGGAUUCCCUGACAAAGAUGUCAAGUCUUACGGCGUCUACUGCUACAAAGAUGAGCAGUGAGGGGGUAGAUAGAAGUAGGGAAACCAUAACCACCAAAGAGCUCCAGCAAACACAUCAAAUAACAUCAACUAUAAAGCUUACAAGCUUUGGAUCGUAACUAGCAUGAACUCAAUACGUUUCUGAAACUGUGAUAACCAUUUUUAACUCCUAAAAAGCCAAUACUGUACAUCUUACAUCCAUAUGCAAUGAAUGACAAAAUAUUUUGUAGCCAUUAAGUUUUGUUUUUUCUCUAACUGUGCAUCCAUUGAUUUAAAGAAUAAAGACUGUUGAAGAAAAGGCAACAGUGCCAAUGUAUGAGUGAUAUGACAGAGACAAGAACUUGAUGGUUGUCUAACACCAUGUAAGUUUAGUUUGUCCUCCAUAGAAUGAUUAGAUGUGUGAAGUUUGGGAUUUGGGGCAUCUUUGCUCACAUGGAUAAAAAAAAAUGCUGCUUUAGAAUUUAGACCUCACAUUACUUAAAGUCAUGAACAAACUCGACUCCCACUGUUGAGCUUAUGAGGAUAUGAGACAUGAUUUACUGCAGCGAGUAUUCAACUGGAGUUGAAUUCACCUCUCAAACUGAAGAGAAGUUUUUCACCCUGAGGAGUUGUGGUCAAAUUCAGUGUUUAACAAGAAAAUGAAUGUAAAUGUCUUAUUGGGCUGUGACUUUUUCCACAACCGUUACUUCAACUCCCAUUUACAUUAUGAAAUCAUGUAGUAUGUUUGUUUUAACACUUUUUUUUUUUUACUUUUUGACCUAUAGACAGUGUCACUUGUGUUUCACGUUAAUAUCUUUGUUUUUAAAGACAGCAGGUUCUCUCAGUUCAAGUGUAGCUAUGAAACAAUUAAUAACAGGCACAUACUGUAUAAAACAGCAGCAACUCAAAUUAGUGGUACAGAUCAAGCACAGAUCCCUCAUCACAACUGUUUAAGAGCAUAUAUUAAAACUUUCCAGCGUGUUACUAAUGAUCACCUACAACCCUGAAUCAGGAUUCCCUGAUGGUCAUGCUUUAGUGAGUGAAUCCAGAUGAGCAUCCAGGAAAAAUCCACAGAUUACCGCUGUUUGCAUAUUUUGGAUUUACAGGACCUGUAAUAGAAAUGUAUGUCCAAUCCAGAAGACCACACCUUUUUAAGCUGACCCCUGAUUGCUUGUCUUAACCCUUGGCACUGAUAACGGUAACAUGCGGUAAGAUGAUGAUGAUGAUGCAUUGUUUGUAAAAGCAAAACUUAAAACAUUUCUGGUAUAUUUGUGCAUUUGUACACACUUGUGCAUGAAAAAGGUGAAGGUAUUUUUGUAUCUUGUUGCCAUGUACCUUUUUCAAAAAGCAGUUUGAAAUAAAAAAUUCAACUUUUAAAUGAAUCCUGUCUGUUUCAUCAGUCACUCUAAGAACUAAAAGAAAACGUGUGUAACAUGAAGUUACAGAGGUUUACAGGUUUUUUUUUAAUUGUGCUGUUUAAGCUGCCAUUCCCUGGGGGCAUGUUUCUGGUACGUUGCCAAGAGGAUUUAAGAUUAGACUCUCUUCAUUCUUUAUUUAUUCUCAAGCUUUUUUGUUUUCUCAAGGCCAGACUGCCAGCCCACUAUCCGGCUGGACAAAGGGGACAGAGCCACAGUCUUUGGGAGUGGAGUGGGAAUGCAUGGGAAUUAGGUCAGAUUUAGGUUGAUAUAGCAGUGCUAUGCUAGACAUAUGUAAAUUUGUGAGAUAAUGAAAAGUCCAUUGAUUUAGCUUCUCUAUUCAGAGUACAGAUACUUAGAGAAGAAAAAGAGGGACUCUCUAGAACUUUGUGUACUUUUUUCAGCGUGGAAAAUGCAAAUGACUUCAAAAUGUUAAAAAAUUUAGACAGUAAGCUGCACAAUUACAAACUUUAUAAAACAUUAAAGGAUGUAAGAAGAUGUAAACCGCUUCAAAAUAAAUUUGUUGGGAAGUUUCAUUAGAUCUAAAUGAGACUCACUAACUAAUGACAUCAUUGCAAUAGGGUCUCCGUAGUUCAUCUGAGCUUCAGACAUAGUGGAAUGGCUCGCCUCCAACAGCAUGUGAGGAGACAGCCACAACAGAGCAGGUAACACGGCACUACUAAUUGACCAAGAUAGAGGAGGCAGGCCCCAAACAUCAUGCUCUGCCCUUGGCUGGCCUCCGGAAGAGCUCCAGAGAGGUAGCCAAUAAGGGGAAUUCACACUAAUGUCACUCAACCUCUGGUUUACUUCCGAGUUAGUAAUUGCAGGGUAUCGGUAGGAUUUCUUUCAUAGAGAUUCUAUGCACUGCUCCAUAAUCCAACAAUAUCAUUUAAAUUCGAAAGGUAAAGUUAACAUGAAUUACUUUUUCUGUUUUACAAUCUUUUUUUGUUAAUAAUGUUAUUCGUCUUUUAUACUUUAUCAUUCAAAAAUUAUCUUAAAUUUAUGCUAGAAACCAAUGCUAGUGAUGAAGCUGUUGUCUGCCUGUGUGUAUCACAGGCUUAUUUUUGUUAUUAUUCUAUUCAAAUAAUGAUAGAGUAGUAGAAGUAGUAGUAGACUUUGGCACUUUCAAAGUUGUUAACCAUGUGAACAUGACAAUAGAUGUGCCUGGCUUGGUUAUUGCUCACUAAGAAACUGCAGAUCCACAACAACACACCGUAUAAGUAGUUUAAAUUUUAGCUAUCUUUAGAUUAGAUUAUAUUAAGUUACUUUACCAAGAGUUAGGGGUAUGGUAAUUAAUUACACAUUGAUAUAAAAAGGAAAUGCAUAACGAUGUGUGGCUAUAUACACACAGGGAGGUCGCUAGCAUUAGUUGCAUUGCUUAGCUUCCAUUCCUGCCUAAUCUAAAAAUUUUCAUAAUAGUGAAUUUCAAAACACAGAUAACAUUUGCAAGACAACCUUUUGCCUAGUUGUAAAUAAUAUUAAUCUUCACCAUACCUUUCGAAAUUGAACUUUGUAUAUCUGGAGAUCCUGGAGGUCCAUGUGGAGUUUGGCAGGGAAUCACCUGCGAUCGGCAAAACCGGAAGAUGAUAUGACGUCGCGUGAAUUCCCCGUAUCAGAAGAAAGCACGCUCUCUUAAAGAGACAGCAGCUAAAAUGAAGCGUUUCAGUCUGAGGCUGAAAUAAUGAUAUUUUGAUACACCAGAGUAAGAAACACAAGGUUUUGUUUUUAUCUGAAAAUGAUGCAAAGCUAUUAAAGAGGUAUCUUAAAGGAAGUAUCAAGUCUGAAAAAAUGCACAAUACCCCCUCUUUAAUAUAUUUCUAAUCUGUGGUACUGUGGUGGACAUCAUAGUUAUGCUGAUGAUUUAUAGGCUGAGAUAUUUGGAAGAUCAAUCAAUCAAUCAAUCAAUCAAUCAAAUUUUAUUUAUAUAGCGCCCAUUCACAACAGUCGUCAUCCCAAGACGCAGGUCUAGACCACACUCAUUCCAAGACCAAGAUCAGUCUUGAAAAUAUUUGUGAGGUUAGUCUGUGUAAAUCAUGUUGACCCUAGUAAUAAAAUUUGAGGUCUGGUAGCUUUUGCCAUGAAAGCAAAGUGUUCCCUGAGGUGUUCUGUUGAAUUUCAAAACAAUAUGGCAUGUCCUCGGCUAACCUACCAGGUGUCUGGUUGUCAGGGCGUAUGAGAGACUCGCACUUGUAAUACACAUCUAUUAUGCUCACAAACACACUCGCCAGCACAAAGAGUAAGAAAAAGGAGAGUUCUGUGGUUCCUUUGAAGACUUCAGUCCAGACUCUGUUUGUCAACUGUACUGAUUUCUACAUCUGUACAAUAAAGUCACCCAGGCUGCUCUUCAAAUCUCAUCCUGUCUCCUGAGCAUUAAUUUAGCUGCAUCCUACAUACAUUUUCCACAACAAUACAAAGAGGGCCUCUCCUUGUUUCUUGGUUUGUUUAGGUUACAAACUGACAAUAACCUCGACAGGCAAUUGUGUUUGUAGAUACCACUGUUGUUGGCAGUGUUGCUUGAGCUGGACUAAUACUCAUCAUUUACUUCAGUUGGCUUCUACAACCAAUCAAAUGCUGUGUUGACUUUUAGUAAGUCUAAUGAUGCCACAUCCCAUGAACCUGCCUCUCACAGGGGUCUGGAGUGAAUAACUUGACAAGAAAAUAGCAGGGUUAAGGGUGAAUGAUAGACAUGCUGUAUCAGACUACAAAUGAGGCAUCUGCAUUUCAUGAGACCAGAAUGCAGGUUUUACUCUUGCAGAGGCAUCCAGGAGUGGUCCCUAAUCACAGGCCAAG